AUGGUGCUUUGUGUACAGCAAGUUUGUUUGGGAGAUGGACCGACACUAAAAUGGAAGGUGCGCGACUGGCGGCCAGCGACUGAAGGAAGGUACCGUUCGUACACUGUCUGCUAUCUCAGAAGCAACGAAGGUUUAAGCUGUGACGAGGCUAAGAGUGGAUCACAUAGGGACCGUCAAAUCGCCAGGUCAGUUGCCCGGCGACCCUCAACGAAAGGCAUUGAUGGGACGACAAACGGCGCGUCGACGCUGAUGAUUCUGUCCCACGGCAGGCCGCCCACAAUUACCUUACCGUAUUUUCCAGGCCGGAUGGGAAAUUCCUCAGAUUUCAACUGCAUGCAGGCACGGGUUCAGCAAAACAUCAGGACCGCCAAAAUCUCCAAAAUGGAACCAGAUCUGUCCAUGUCAACCGGCUUCCCCACCCCGGCGAGUUCUUCACAUGAAGAGAUUUUUGACAAUGAGGUUACCCCUAAUGACGACAUGAUGGACUUCAUGAUUGGUGAUGAGUUCGACCAUUUCCUCGGGGACCUCGAGCUUCACAACGCGGGCUAUAACCAUUCCGUUCAGAACCAAGGACAACCGCCGUUUGAGCAGCUCCAGAACCAACAGGUUCUUCACCAGCCUGUCGACCCAACCGAAUUUCAGCAGCUCAUGGAGCAACGGGAAUUCAAUCAACUCGCCCCUGACCAGGGUCAAGCCUCCCAUCAGUCUGCCGCUGUUGGCUAUGCCCAUGCGGGCAAGACCAUCGGUGAAAUGAUGGCAGAGGAGGACAACAAUACCUACCAGGGAUACAUUAUAUCCCAUGAGCAAGCCGAACGCUUAGAAGCUGACUACAUUCAGCUGGCGUCCACCCAGGUCGCCGCGACCAUUCCAGCCGCGUCCUUGGCGGACCUGCCUGGUCCAGAUGAGGAACGCCAGUGGCGCAAGGCGAUCUUCGAGGCGAUCCGCGAUUUUCGAAACGUCGUUAACAAGCCCCGUAGGAAGGACACCAAGGACAAGAACAGCAAUAUUAUUAAGACCGAGUGGAUUGAGAACACUCACGUUCGCCGCGUCCGUGAGAUGAAGGGCGCCGCGACUGAGCUCAUGGGAGACAAGAUCCUCACACUGGCAAUCAACGCUCACAAAGGCAUCGGCGGGAUCCCUCCCUGGGUCGAUAAAAAGGCCUGGAAGUUGGAGAGCUUCCCAUCCUUCCACGAGAGGAUGAUAUCCAUUCUCGAAGGCUUGCGUACAAAUAAGAGCAUUGCACACUCUUUUAUUCAGGUGGAUCCCACAAAGAGAUUCGUUGCCGGUCCUAAGGCCGAAGUCCGUGAAAACAUAGACGGGAACGAGAAGAGGGGCAACCUCAUCAGUGAGGGUCGGGAGGCGAGGAGAAACGAGGGGGAGUGA
Neurospora crassa OR74A is the source of this 1383-nucleotide messenger RNA. RefSeq lists its product as hypothetical. NCBI's taxonomy places the organism in Eukaryota, Fungi, Ascomycota, Sordariomycetes, Sordariales, Sordariaceae. The transcript has 7 exons. The coding region runs from base 1 to 1383 and encodes 460 amino acids. The record is from RefSeq and is a predicted model, not a curated record.